Pieris rapae (cabbage white) is the source of this 980-nucleotide messenger RNA. RefSeq lists its product as uncharacterized. The coding region runs from base 91 to 453 and encodes 120 amino acids. The transcript is spliced from 4 exons. The record is from RefSeq and is a predicted model, not a curated record. Lineage: Eukaryota; Metazoa; Arthropoda; Insecta; Lepidoptera; Pieridae.
CAUAUAUAAGGAUGGCAAUGGACUGUGGUGAGUAUACAGACAGCAAGUGUCAGACUAAGUGUAGCUAAUCAGUUCAGCCAAUUAAGCAAGAUGUACACGAAACUCGCUCUCUUCACCCUCUUAGUCGCCGUGGCCGUGGCAGUGCCAACACCAGGAGGCUUCGGUGGACACAAGCACGUAACCAUCCAUGUACCAUACAAAGUGCGCACCAUCCACCAUCAUCAUGUCUCCAAAGUACCGGUGCCAAUCCACGUGCCUGUGGUAAAGGAAGUGCCUGUGAUCAAGGAAGUGCCUAUCUACAAGCACGUACCAGUCCCAGUGAUCCAGCACGUACCAUACCCGGUGAUCAAGAAGGAAAUCAUAGAGAAGGAGGUGAUUGUGCCUGUCCAUCAUCAUGAAGAGCACAUCUCCCACGGAUGGGAGGGCGAGUCGUUGUCGCAUGGCUGGAACUGAACGUCUCUGUUAAUUAAGAAAUUAGUCUAAGGUAAUAUUAAGAUCCCUCAAAUCAUCGUCAUUGUAAAUACAAACAGUAUUACUUAUAUACGGAAGUGUGUAUGUAUGUGGAUUAUGAAACCGUUUCAUUCAAUUUUGAUUUUAAAAAUAGUUUGUUUGAUCUAUUAUAGAUUGUAUUAUCUUGUCCGUGUUCUUUUUAAGUUUUGAAUUGUUCGUAGUAAAAUUGAUACUAUAUUUUAGAAACAUGUAUAAUAAUUUUGAUCUUGGGCAUUUUUGGCUUACCGCCCGUUAGCAUUACGACGAAGACAAGUCGUAUUUGGAACAACUUUUUUUUAAAUUUUUAUUUCAAAUUUCAUUAUAUACUAUUUAAAAAGUUCUACGCCUACAACUUUAUAAAAAAGGUACUGUGAGGAAAUAACUCGUUGACGCUAUUUGAUAAUUAUUGUAAUGAUGUUGGAUACAUGUACCUUGCUUAACACAUUUGUAUAUACAGUAACCAAAGAAAAUAAACGAUGAAUAUUUUUUAA